CUCCAUUAAUCACCGGGCUGAAUGGGGCCGGGAUCUGCUGAGAGGCGCGCUUACUGUCUGCUGCGCCUGCCCGGCUCUGGGCGGGAGGGGGCAAGGGCGAUGCCCCUCUCAAAGAAGGGGUUCUCUCAUUUCUUAAGAUUUCUAGAUUUAGCUCCUUUUGAGUCUCCUGAGUGCUGAACUAACAUGCCUACACCAACCACCACACUCCAUUGGAUUCAGCGCUGAUGGUGAUGGGGCAUGGCUGUGCCUCAGGCUUUUCCAGUGGGCCUCCUUCCUGAGCCUGAAGCUUCCCUGAUGGAGGCCCAGCCCUGUGCUCGAAAUUUGGCUGAGGGCUUCCUUGAGGAGGAGCUUCGGCUCAAUGUUGAGCUGAGCCAACUGCAGUUUUCAGAGCCUGUGGGCCUUAUCUACAAUCCUGUGGAUUAUGCGUGGGAGCCACAUCGAAGCUACGUGACUCGCUACUGUCAGGGCCCCAAGGAAGUGCUGUUCCUAGGCAUGAACCCGGGACCUUUUGGCAUGGCCCAGACUGGGGUGCCCUUUGGGGAAGUGAGCAUGGUCCGAGACUGGUUGGGCAUUGGGGGACCUGUGCUGACCCCUGCCCAAGAGCACCCUAAGCGACCAGUGCUGGGACUAGAGUGCCCACAGUCGGAGGUGAGCGGUGCCCGAUUCUGGGGCUUUUUCCGGAACCUCUGUGGACAGCCUGAGGUCUUCUUCCGUCACUGCUUUGUCCACAAUCUUUGUCCCCUGCUCUUUCUGGCUCCCAGUGGACGCAACCUCACCCCUGCUGAGCUGCCUGCUAAACAGCGAGAACAGCUACUGGGGAUCUGUGAUGCAGCCCUCUGCCGGCAGGUGCAGCUGCUAGGGGUGCGGCUAGUAGUGGGCGUGGGGCGACUGGCAGAGCAGCGAGCACGACGGGCUCUGUCUGGUCUGAUGCCAGAGGUCCAGGUGGAGGGACUCUUGCAUCCCUCUCCCCGAAACCCACAGGCCAACAAGGGCUGGGAGACAGUGGCCAAGGAAAGGCUCAGUGAGUUGGGGCUACUGCCUCUGCUGACAAAGUGAAAGCCCCCCGGGGCCAGGCACAGGGUGAGUUUCAAGGUCUCAAGUCACCCUUGCACAAGCAGAUGACCACACAUCUCCUGGACUGGACCAGUGAGGUCUUCUUGGGCUCUCUGGUGCCAGCAGAUAACAUUCUUUGAUCUGUUGAUGCAUCCUCUGACCUGCCCUGCCAAGGCAGUGUCUGCUUGCCAGGUGAAUAGUGACAUCUGCCCUGCCGCUUCCUGCACCUUCUUUGAGCAUCAGCCCUUUGUAUUUCCAUGUCUGAGUCCACAGAGAGUCCGCUCAGUGGGGGACUUUCUGCAGCCUGCUCUACCUCUUCAUUUUCUUUUUUUUUUUUACCUCUUCAUUUUCUUUAGAGCCUCUCCACAGCUGAGAAUCUCCUGAAUAGACACGUCUGAGGUCACGUUUGCUAUUUCAGAAGGACAAUUUUUUUAUCUUAUAUUUUUAUUGACAUUUUUAAGUGUACCUAUUAAUAGGGGUCAGCAUGAUAUUUCCAUGCACACAUAUAGAGUGCACUUAUCCAGCCUCUCCCUGAAUCUUACCUUCUUCCAACCGGAGGCUGGAUCUCCAGGAUUCCUGCUCAUCCUUGCAGAACAGCUUCUGCCUGGCACUUCUCACAGGGACCAGGACAGAGCAUGGGGUAUGAGGUUAAUAAUGAACUUCCUGUUGGGGGCUGAGGCUGGAUCAGAAUUCAUUGUGGUAGAGUACAAACAGUCAGAAGAGCUGAAUUUUUACCUAGCUUUGAGACUUGUGAUCUUUAUUGUACUUUUGAUAUUUUUGUAUAUUUUUUUGUUUCUUUUUGUGAGUCUUAUGAACUCUGUGCUAGACACGUUGAUUCGUCUGUCUCAGGAUCUUUGUCUAUAAAAUGGGGAUGCCUCUACUUUAGAGGCCCUUGCAAAGGCCCAGCACAAGGUGCUCACUACAUAUUCUUCUUGAUUUUUGGCCUCUGAGGUGGGAAGCCACUACACUACAAAGGAAGCCCCUCUUUACUCUGAAGGCUGCUGGGAGGAGUUUGGGCCUCUACCUGCAGUCUUGGUGAGAUGGACCAGUAACUGAAAAACCUAGUCUGUGAGUUUUCAGCCUAAGCAUUAAAAGCUCCUAAACUC
Cavia porcellus (domestic guinea pig) is the source of this 2159-nucleotide messenger RNA. RefSeq names its product single-strand-selective monofunctional uracil-DNA glycosylase 1 (gene Smug1). The transcript has 4 exons. Gene Ontology annotation, molecular function: single-strand selective uracil DNA N-glycosylase activity; oxidized pyrimidine nucleobase lesion DNA N-glycosylase activity. The coding region runs from base 238 to 1056 and encodes 272 amino acids. Gene Ontology annotation, biological process: base-excision repair. The record is from RefSeq and is a predicted model, not a curated record. NCBI's taxonomy places the organism in Eukaryota, Metazoa, Chordata, Mammalia, Rodentia, Caviidae.